Pleurotus ostreatus (oyster mushroom) is the source of this 327-nucleotide messenger RNA. RefSeq lists its product as uncharacterized. NCBI's taxonomy places the organism in Eukaryota, Fungi, Basidiomycota, Agaricomycetes, Agaricales, Pleurotaceae. The record is from RefSeq and is a predicted model, not a curated record. Bases 1 to 327 code for a protein of 108 amino acids. The transcript has a single exon.
AUGCCUAUCGCUACGGGUACCAUUGAAGUCAUAGGCUUCCUCAGUGAUUUGAUAGCCUCGUUCACAAUCGGCGGGAAAACCUACAAAUUCCACGCACCUGCGCGGGAUGUCGAGCUUUUUGUCUGCAGCAAUGCUACGCUCGACUAUCCCGCACUCGAGGUUUUGGAGGGAAAACUGUCGUUCGAUGCCACGCUUGGAGAAUCGUCCAUCUCCGUCACCAUCCAUGGACCAGGCACUCCAGGUGCCCCCAUCAAGAUAAAUGGUCCCCUCGACACGCCUGUCACUAUGCCUCGCCAGUUCGGCGGUGAGGGCACCUGGUCCUCCUAG